AUGAAAUCAAGAUUUAGCAAGGUAUAAAUCUAUAAAAAUUAAGUGUACCCAACAAAGCAAAAUUAGAUAAAUAAUUAUGUUUAUUGGUAAUAUGUAAAAGAUUAAGAUGGGCUCAAAAAAAUUUGAGCUGUUAGAUUUUUAAUCUAAACAUAAACCACCACAAUUAAAGAAAAGUAUUUAAAAAAUAAUGAAAGAACUUAAGUUACUAUACAAACUAUAUAUAUUUAAUAUAUAUUAAAAAAAUCUACAAUUUAUGAAAUAAUAUGCUAAAUGCGUAUUAUACAAGCUUAAUAACUAUUUAAAAAAAAUAAAAUAGCAAUUAAAGUAUUUCUUAAAAUUAGGAGGAUAAAAAUAAAAUUCAAGAUCUUUCUGA
Molecule: messenger RNA, 373 nt
Organism: Paramecium sonneborni
Lineage: Eukaryota; Ciliophora; Oligohymenophorea; Peniculida; Parameciidae
Source: the annotation of a GenBank genome assembly